Scedosporium apiospermum is the source of this 564-nucleotide messenger RNA. RefSeq lists its product as uncharacterized. The record is from RefSeq and is a predicted model, not a curated record. The transcript has 2 exons. NCBI's taxonomy places the organism in Eukaryota, Fungi, Ascomycota, Sordariomycetes, Microascales, Microascaceae. Bases 1 to 564 code for a protein of 187 amino acids.
AUGGCCGUGGAUAAAUCCGGCGUUUUGGAGAUUUCCAAGUGGCCCACGGCCCAAAAGUUUGUUGCUCGGUGCGCUGAGUUUUUAGAUGAAGUGCAAGACCUCACUCCGGGAAAGGAUCUAGAGGCGAGACUUAACAGAGACUAUGGCCCGGGAAACCCAUACUACGACGAUUUCUGCUCAUACAUCCGGCAGGGACUCAAUGAGGGGUGGGUAGCAGAAACGGAGCUCGACGGGCGCAAGUAUCGCAGAGGAAGGAUCGCUUUGCCCACGGCACAGACGAAAUAUUGUAGUAUCACAACGGUCUUCAUGGACAGCCAGGAGGAAUACUCCGGCCAAUACCACGCUCAUCCUUACGGCGAGAUCAACUGCGUAGUCCAGAUCGACGAGGGUGCGGAGUUAAAAGGAAUGCAGGGCUGGCAAGGAGCUGGGUGGACUUCACCAGGGCCUGGCACGCACCACUAUCCCCAGGUGCGUAAGGGUGCUUUGGUCGCAUUGUUUUUCCUUCCAGCUGGGCGUAUUUCUUACAAUGCCAAGCCGGGCGAACCACAGCCCAUAUCUCUUUAA